CGCGGGCUCCCGCGCACGAAUGCUCCGGCCUGCGGCGGUGAACGCGGCCGCGGCGCCCCUCGGGCUGGCGGAUCACCGGGUCGGGGGCCCGGAUGCUGUCAGUGGGCAGAUACCUGAUGCUCUGAGCAAGAUGGAGAGGGGGAAAAAUCCGACCUGGCAAGCACCCCGCGAUGCUGCGGGUCUGCCAGCAGAGGGGGUGGGAUUGUUUUUCAUGUCAUAGAUGAUGUUCGCGCGCGGAGCGUACACCCUGCUGUAAACUGCGGGUCACUGGAAAACAGCUUAUCGGGAUGAUCACGUUUAUCCCCGGCUUUGGAUUUUCUCUAAGCGUUUAUGUAUUGAUUUAUUAGGUUCAGACUUAGGCAGCAUAGAUAUUACUUUCAUCGUUUUAGCAUCAAUAUUUAUGGAGUAGCCACAGGUGCCUCCUCCUUUAGUAGGAGUUAAUUACACAUGUAUGGGCCAAAUAAACAACCAAUGGUUGAGUCUUCUGCUGUGUUGUCUUGCCCAAGUCCAGAACGUUCUUGGUUCAAUUCUUCAACCCCCAUUGACUGACACAGAUUAGAAAGGGACCUCGGGGUCCAGCCAGCUAUAUACAGACUUCAAUGAAUCCUUCUUCCGCUUCCAAAUGUCACUCCAUGGAUUCCUUUGGGCAACCCAGACCAGAAGAUAACCAGUCAGUAGUUAGCAGAAUGCAGAAGAAAUACUGGAAAACUAAACAAGUCUUUAUCAAAGCAACAGGAAAAAAGGAGGAUGAGCACGUGGUGGCAUCUGAUGCUGAACUGGAUGCUAAGCUCGAGGUUUUUCACUCCAUUCAAGAGACAUGCGCUGAACUUCUGAAGAUAGUUGAGAAAUACCAGCUAAGACUCAAUGUUAUAUCAGAGGAAGAAAAUGAGCUGGGAAUCUUUUUAAAGUCUCAAGCAGAACGAGAUCCGACCCCCGCUGGUAAAAUGAUGGAUGCUGCCGGCAAGGCCCUCUGUGCUUCAGCCAAGCAGAGAUUGGCCCUGUAUACUCCUCUGUCUCGUCUUAAGCAAGAAGUAACAACAUUCAGUCACAGGGCGGUAUCUGAUACCUUGAUGACAAUCAAUCGGAUGGAACAGGCGCGCACAGAAUACAGAGGAGCCCUGCUGUGGAUGAAGGACGUGUCCCAAGAGCUGGACCCAGACACCCUAAAACAAAUGGAAAAGUUCAGAAAAGUACAGAUCCAAGUGAGAAAUAGCAAAGCUUCUUUUGACAAGUUAAAGAUGGAUGUUUGUCAGAAAGUGGAUUUACUUGGAGCUAGUCGCUGCAAUAUGUUAUCUCACUCACUCACUACCUACCAGAGGACACUGCUUGGAUUCUGGGAGAAAACAGCUCGAUUGAUGUCCCAGAUCCAUGGGGCCUGUACUGGCUUCCAUCCAUAUGAUUUUGUAGCUGUCAAGCAACUACAGGACACUCCAAGCAAGUUUACUGAAGACCACAAAGAACAAAUAGAGAACAGUUCUCUCACUGAAAACCUCAAUAAGUUAGUUUUGUCAGAUGAGGAAGUGAGCUUGGGAAAUGAACCAGUAGCUGAAGGUUACAAGGAAAAGCAUUUUCAAAUAAGAGAGUUUGAAGCACCUCAGUUUUCUCAUUCUGAAAAUGUUGUAAAAGAUUUCCCGAUAGAUUCACUGGAAGAUGAUUUUGAGAAGGAAUUCUCAUUUCUCAACAACGUCCUAAGUCCUGGUUCUUCAAGUACUGGUGAAUUUACCCCAGAAUGCCAGACUGCCUUCGGGAGCCCUGGGGCCAGCUUCACGUCACGGGAGCCUGCUGUGGGGUCAGAGCCUCUUGCUCAUUCCUCACGAUUCCUUCCUUCACAGCUUUUUGACCUUGGCCUUCAUGCUGCUGGAGCUUUUAACAGCUGGGCCUCCCAAGAGGGAUUAGAAGUUCCCCUUCCACACACUGAUAACCAGCCAGUGCCUUCACAGAGUCCAAAGAAAUCAACAAAGUCUCCCAACAAUGGUAACCAAGACAUGUCAGCUUGGUUCAAUCUAUUUGCAGACUUGGAUCCACUUGCAAACCCUGAUGCUAUUGGACACUCAGAUGAUGAACUUCUCAAUGCCUGACUGAAAUUAUCUUGUCACUUCAGUGGCCUUGAGACAUCAAUUUUUCAACAUAUUGCCUUUGUGGAAAGGAGUUUAUAUUGUAACCCAUACACAAAAGCAUCGUGUUUGUGAAUCUAACAGUUUUCAGCCAACUUUAAAGAGAUGGUAAGGACUACAUUUGAAUAGAUUAAGUAUUUCUUUAAUAUCUUGGAUUUGCAGCUGUUGAUAAUAUGUGGAAAAUAUUAUGAGCCACUGAGUCUGAAAGAGAGACCAAAAUUUAUGUCAAAAUAAUAGCUAGAAGUACUUCUGUAAAUAAGGAAUUGGGCUUAUUUGGAAAGCCGUAUGUGUGUAAGUUACCUUGCUGGCUGUGACAGUUCCUUAUGUGGAUGAAGACAGCAUGUAAAUUGGGUUGUGAUUUGGGGGUGGUUUUUAAAUAAAACCGUAGCAGGGGGAGUUUUCUGUUGUGGAAAAUAGCACUAGAACCAGAACAGUUUUGUCUUUAGUUAGAAAAGUGGAGUAAGAUUUGAGAACUCAGUUCGCUUUAAUGAAAUCAGAGAAACUUGGUGCUUUUCUCCACUUGGAGGCUAAAAUGUAAUAUCACUUAGUUUUUUUCCUUCAUAGAAAAUCAUGGACACCCCUCAAUUCCAUUACUGAAUUUUCAAGGCAAAGUAGCAGGAUGAUGUGUUUGCUAAAUCUAUCUUCUGCAGAAACUCAUAAACCCAUCUCCUGAUCCCCAAGAAUGGCCAGUAAUAUUCAAGACAUUGUACAGGUGUCUUCAGCCUGGUUUCUCACAUGUUGCUACCACAGUGUCGAGCACUCACAUUCUUUCUGAAAAGCAAGCAAGGGAAGGACGACCCCUAAGCAACUGGCAAUAGUAUUCCUGUAAUUACCCAGAAACUUCUGUCUGAAUGAGGGAGAAAUUCUAAGCUUAUUCUUGUACAUAUUUGUAUACUUUAUUACCUAUUUCUUGACAUGAUUUAAUCCAGAUUUCUUUUCUGGCAGUCACAGAAGGCUCUACAUGAUCAAUCAGAAAGGGUCUUAUUUUUCCACUUUUCCCUUUCUGUGGGUGACGCCUUCUGAGGCUCUAUUUGAUUACUGAGAAAAAAUGAUUAUGCUUCCUGGAGGGAAGUUAGUCUAGGCCAGUGAACUCACAGCCACUGGAUAUACAUAUCACUUCAUUUCCUGUUCUUUUUUCUUGCCCAGCCUUCGGCUUUGAGGCAACUCUCCAGGUGUCUCUUUAUCACCCAGUCCAUUACAUCUCUAGAAGGGAACAUUUUAACGAAAGCGUUCACAAUAGUUUCCAUGUGUUCCUGGUUUUAAACAAACAGGCUUAUUUAUUGUAUACAAGAGAAUGGCUUGUAAUGUCUAAGUCACUCUAAAUAAACAUUGUUUGGAAGUGCAGCAGAGAGGGGAAAGUGCAGUCCACCUCCAAGCACAGCGCUCUGGGCGAGCUACCCCCGGAGCUGCCCGAGCCCUGCAGGAGGUCACGUGUGUGGGGCAGCAUCGCAUAGGCUGGAAAGACCUGAUCUGAGGAUCAGAAACACAGAUUCAGGAAAAGGGUAUGUAGUCUUUUCAUGCUUACUCUUGUUUCCUUAUUUGGUUAUACUUUCAGUCAGAAGCAUUUUUACCUCUUCCUUUUUAUUCAGUGAAGCUCUCCAGAAGAUUCAAUCACCAAGGGCUGUGACCACAAUCACAAUCUAAAUUCUGUACCUAUGGUGACUCUGUACUGUCAACUUUGAACACUUCAAACAUAAUGCUAACUUUGGAUCUCAAGUUUGCGCCAUUUUUCUUUCACUAAUACAUUAGUUCAAAAAUAUUUGUGUAUCUCCUUCACGUGCGUGCAAAGCAGUCCGUUAUCUCACAUAAACAAAGACGCCUGAACACCGAGGAAAACCACUUUCCAAGCCAGAAUCCCUACCAGUGUAUUCACGCUGCACUCAAUUUCCAAAGGAAAAAAGUCCUCAAAAAAAAAAAAAAAAAAA
Mustela erminea (ermine) is the source of this 4039-nucleotide messenger RNA. It is a transcript of the gene ICA1L, whose product is annotated as islet cell autoantigen 1 like. Gene Ontology annotation, cellular component: Golgi apparatus. Gene Ontology annotation, biological process: regulation of transport. Gene Ontology annotation, molecular function: protein domain specific binding. The transcript is spliced from 14 exons. Lineage: Eukaryota; Metazoa; Chordata; Mammalia; Carnivora; Mustelidae. The record is from RefSeq and is a predicted model, not a curated record. Bases 600 to 2078 code for a protein of 492 amino acids.